GGAAGCCCAGUCGAUGCGCACUGAAAAGGGACCUGUUUUUGUUUUUAUUUUCGGUUUUCGCUUGCUUCUGUCUGGCGGCCGUCAUUUCCCCUUUUGCUUCAAUAGUCUGACUUCGUACCGGAUUAUCUGUUGUUUAUUUUGUUUGUAGCGCUCGGCUGUACUUACUCAGUCCGGGACACGCUAGUUUUUCUCACACACUGGGACCUGACGCGGCCCUGACAGGCCUCACUCCCACAUACGGGCUGGAGCUCAGGCCUUAUCCAGCUGGCUAUAUAGAUACACGAAAGGCCAAUAGAAACCACCGGCAGAAAGAAACGUUUUGGCUGCAAUUCACCCUGAGAAAUAAGGCUGUGGCAAUCCAAGCUGCCCACAUGCCAUAAGCCUAAAGAAGGGGGUACACAGACACAAUGGAUACCGACCUCAGCCCCCAGGACCGGAAGGACUUGGACAAGUUUAUCAAAUUCUUUGCGCUAAAGAGCGUUCAGGUGAUUGUACAAGCUCGACUCGGAGAUAAGAUCUGCACUCGCUCCUCCUCAUCUCCUACAGGCUCGGACUGGUUCAACUUGGCCAUCAAGGAUAUCCCAGAGGUGACCCAUGAAGCAAAGAAAGCUCUAUCAGGGCAGCUGCCUGCAGUGGGACGUUCCAUGUGUGUGGAGAUUUCUCUGAAGACAUCAGAGGGAGAUUCCAUGGAGCUUGAAGUCUGGUGUCUGGAAAUGAAUGAAAAGUGUGACCGAGACAUUAAGGUCUCCUAUACUGUAUAUAACAGAUUGUCAUUGCUGCUAAAGUCAUUACUUGCUGUCACCAGAGUGACCCCAGCUUACAGACUCUCCAGGAAGCAAGGACAUGAAUAUGUCAUUCUAUACAGGAUUUACUUUGGAGACGUUCAGCUCCUCGGACUUAAGGAAGGUUUCCAGGCUGUACGGGUUGGAACUGUUGGAACACCAGUCGGAACACUCACACUUACAUGUGCCUACAGAACCAACCUGGCUUUUAUGUCAACCAGGCAGUAUGAGUGGACCCAGCCCAUCAUGGGGAUUAUAAUUGAUCACUUUGUUGACCGACCCUUCCCCAGCACCUCACACAUGCAUCCCUGCAACUACAGGGGCGCUGAAGAGCAAGUGCUUACCUACCCUGCAGUGGAGGAGUCUCAAGAAGUCUGCACAACAUCGUUUUCCACUUCCCCUCCUUCACAGUGUGUGUUCACUGUAAGUAAGGCACAGUGUCAGACAGUUACUCCUGUGGUGACGGACUCUCUCAGGGUCCUGACGAUGGGACAAGCCUUCUCACAUCAACUCUGCAGCUCUCGCCUCUCCUAUCAACCAGCUGUGCCAGGAGCAGGACCCUCCGAACUGGGUUACCCAGUGGCCUUGGCUACUGGAGUGAGCGCAGGCCAUCCGCACCAGAUGAUGGCACCAGGAAAAGAAAGCGGUUUGCCUGCUGUUAGUGUUCAGCCUGCCCACGGAAACCAGGCAGAGCAUGACCGGACCCUGUCUGUGUCUCCCGCCAAUGUAGCAGGGACAACAUCCAGCAGCGAGGAAGCAGACUCCCCCUCAGGUAGCAGCACCACUGGGGCAAAAAGCUCGCCCAACAAGAACACCCAUGUACUAUUUACAAGGAAAGUGGGAGCUUUUGUUGAUAAACCUUCCCCCCAGGUCACCUAUGCCAGUACUGAUAUACCGUUUGCCGUGUUUGUGCCAAAGCUUGCAGACAAUGAGGACACUGACCCUAUGGUUGUCUACCCUGAGACCCCCGAAGAGGAGUCGCCUGAAGCCAGGAGCCUGCACAGUUCCUGUUCCAGCAGUGGGACACCCCAAGAUGAUUUUGUGAUGGUCGACUUUAAACCUGCCUUCUCCAAAGACGACCUUCCCAUGGAUGUGGGGACCUUCUACCGGGAGUUCCAGAACCCCCCACAGCUAAGCAGCUUAUCCAUAGAUAUCGCUGUGCAGUCGAUGGCAGAGGACUUGGACUCUCUGCCGGAGAAACUGGCCAUGCACGAAAAGAACAUGAAAGAGUUUGAUGCAUUUGUUGAUUCUCUGUAGACAGGUGGGGGCUACAGCCUGUAUAAACUUGUUCCCCUCAAUCCUGAACUGUCUGCCGCUCCCUAUACUGACACCACACUUGGAUCUGUUAUUUAUGCCCCCCCCAACCCCAGCCAAACACCUGUCUAUUCAAGUAGCCCAGCUGCCAUUGUUACAGGACCCAAAUGGGGGCGUCUCUCCUAAUACCUGCCUUUAUAAAGGCUAAAUAGCACCUUACAGCUCUCCAUUACUCUACUGUUGGACCUGAAUUCAGGGCUGGCCCAGUUGUUCUUCAGACAUAAGAAGCUGGAUUUGUCAUUAGGCCCUGGGUAAGUCGGCAGUGCUCACAGGCCUCGAGCCUUCGGCUGCACCUCACGCAACCUGUUUUUCUGCUGUAAAUAGAAUCUUUUGCUCUGAGUUUUGGACAUCAACGUGUCAGACACCCGUCUAUCUGUCCCACUUGCUGAGCUGCUUGCUGACCUUCAGGACUCCUUACCUGCUGAAUGGACCGUACCAUAAUAAGGGGGGAUCAUCACAGUUAAGCUUUUCCUACAAAGAUAGCCUUGUUUUUACACCAUGAUAGAAUGCUGGCUGUUUUUCACUCUGUGUAUGAGCCACUGUCUGUCUCAAAGCCUAAAAAAGACUACAGCUGGGGGAAAGGAGGGGGUUUGUUUUUACAGAGGGCUUCUCAGUAGGCUGGUAAUACAUAGUUAACAGCUCAUACGAACCUGGAAGUUGGAAACUUUUUGCAAAAAGUAUGCUCUGCCCCAGGGGCUGUUCAUUAACCAAUGUUAAAAAGCGGGUAAAAUGCCCCUUAUAAUUUUGAUAUCAUGUAAAUGGUGAUAUUCUGCAA
Xenopus tropicalis (tropical clawed frog) is the source of this 2871-nucleotide messenger RNA. RefSeq names its product autophagy related 13 (gene atg13). NCBI's taxonomy places the organism in Eukaryota, Metazoa, Chordata, Amphibia, Anura, Pipidae. The transcript is spliced from 19 exons. The record is from RefSeq and is a predicted model, not a curated record. Gene Ontology annotation, cellular component: Atg1/ULK1 kinase complex; cytosol; phagophore assembly site. Gene Ontology annotation, biological process: regulation of cell population proliferation; regulation of autophagy; autophagy. The coding region runs from base 408 to 2039 and encodes 543 amino acids.